GUUUGACAUUCAAUCAAAUCAGAGGAACUUUUAUAGAAUGCUAAGAACGCUACAGUUGCUUUUAGGAGCUUUUUGUUGUAGUCAAUAUUUUAGUCCGCCAACGGAAAAUCAAACCAAAGAUGAUGGGAUCCUUAAAAGAAUCCUUAUUGAUCCUCAUUUUGAAAGGGGUCACAGUGGAAUUGUUCAGUUAUUUGAGUGGAAAUGGUUAGACAUAGCUAGAGAAUGUGAGCAAUUUCUUGGACCUAAACAGUUUGGUGGAGUGCAAAUAAGUCCGCCUAAUGAGAAUGUAAUAAUUGAUGGACGUCCAUGGUUUGAAAGGUAUCAGCCUAUAAGCUACAAGAUCGCUACUAGAUCAGGCGACCAAAAAGAUUUCAUUGAAAUGACUAGAAGAUGCAAUGCGGUUGGUGUCAGAAUAUAUGCAGAUGUAGUGAUAAAUCAUAUGGCUGCAGAUCAAGUGAAUUAUACUGCAAUUGGAACAGGUGGAUCUACUGCAAUACCGUCGGUUAGAAAUUAUUCUGCUAUUCCAUACAAUGUUUCAAACUUUCAUCCACCUUGUGCUGUAAACAACUAUAAUGAUGCAUAUAAUGUCAGAAAUUGUGAACUGGUUGGAUUGCAUGAUUUAAAUCAAACUGAAGAAGAUACUCGGGCUAAAAUCGUUGACUAUUUCAAUGACUUAAUUGAUCUUGGCAUUGCAGGCUUCAGAAUUGAUGCCUCUAAGCACAUGUAUCCAACAGAUUUAGAAAUAAUCUUCAAUAGAGUAAAAUAUUUAAAUACAACAUUUGGAUUCAAACCGAAGUCAGAUCCGUUUGUAUAUCAAGAAGUAAUUGAUACAGGAAACGAGGCAAUCAGUAAAUAUGAAUAUAUAUUCGCAUGCGUCACAGAAUUUCGUUAUUCGUCUGAGAUUGGAAGAUCAUUUAGUGGCGGAGAUGAUUUAAAAUGGUUGGUAGGAUUUGGUGAGAAGUGGUCUCUUUUACCAUCACAUUUAGCUGUCGUAUUCAUUGAUAAUCAUGACAAUCAACGCUCGUCAGGAAGUGGAAUACUGUCAUAUAAAAUGCGAAAAAAAUAUAUUAUGGCUCAAUCAUUUUCACUAGCUCACCCAUACGGAAUUAAGAGAAUUAUGAGUUCAUUUGCAUUUGAUGAUAACAGGCAGGGGCCGCCGCAUGAUGAAAACUUUAGAAUUUUAUCACCAAGCAUUGAUUCAACAGGAAAUUGCACAAAUGGCUGGGUUUGUGAACAUCGAUGGCAUCCUAUUGCAUCAAUGGUAAAAUUUAUGAAUGUUGUUGAUGGUGAACAAAUCACAUCUUGGUGGGAUAAUGGCAAAAAUCAAAUCGCAUUCUCACGCGGAUCUAAAGGAUUUAUUGUUUUCAAUUUAGACAAUGAAGACAUUGAUUAUAGAUUGAUAAGUUCAACAUUAGAACAAGGAAUGUAUUGUGAUAUUAUAACUGGAGAAAAAAUUUCAGAUGAUGAAUGCUCUGGCAGAAUAGUAGAAGUACAAUCAGGAGGAAUAAUACUUACGAAUAUGUCAAAAGAUGAUUCAAAUGGAGUUUUAGCUAUACAUAUUGAACAAAGAGUUGAAGUAAAGCAUCCGAAAAGUUUUCUAAAGUAAAUAUUUGUUAUACAAAAUUUUAACUCCAUAUUUCAAUGAAUUCUUUGUGGACGUGAUAAAUAGAACGAAAAUGACAAAAACCAAUAUUUACUGUACAUGAAAUUAAUUAUGAUAAGGUCAACAUUAAAACUACUCAAUAAGAAAAUAUUUGAAAGAAACAAAAAUCUGCAUUAGUAAUAAAUAUCUUUGAUAAAACAAUAGAUUCAUUUUAUGCAAUUAUUUUGAAGGUUUUAA
Molecule: messenger RNA, 1840 nt
Organism: Chironomus riparius
Lineage: Eukaryota; Metazoa; Arthropoda; Insecta; Diptera; Chironomidae
Source: the annotation of a GenBank genome assembly